AUGCAAGAGAAGAGGCUGACCACCGUGCCUCCCUGUAUCAGAGCAAAUGAGUUUGAGGAGUAUCUAGCAACUGAUGACAUCCUUGUAGACUUCUUUAAUGAAUUCUUGAGCCUUCCAAUCUUUGCAGAGCCAAUUAAAUUUAAUCCUGAUUAUGGAAUUUUUGAAAUUGUUAGUGAUGAUCCUCAGCAUUUAGAAGAUCAGCUGAAAAAGAUGCUGAGAGAACAGAAACCUCGGAAUCCCAUUUAUGAUGUUACAAGACCAAAAUCACCCACCCCACCUUCUAAAGAUACGAGCCCUCCCUCUCCAGACUUAAAUUUUGACCUAACUUAUGUAACAAAGUGUCUGGAUCGAGAGCAGGCCAUUCGAUGGAUUAAAAAUGAACGGUUUCCAGCAUUUCUGGAAAGUGAUUGUUACUUUGAAUACAGGUUAGCUAAACUUGUAUCGCAAGUGGAGUGGAGCAAAACUGGCAUCAAUUUUCUUAUAGACAAAACACAUUAUCCUUGGUUCACAAAAGGCGGACCACCAACUGAAAGCUCUGCAGAAGGAGAAAAUGACUUAAUUAUGAAAGAAUUCUUCGUCUCUCUUGGUCAGGCCACCGUCACCCAGACAAAGGACUGGUUUACCCUAGCCAAGCAAAGUCAGAACAUGAUUACUACGGAUUCCAUUACUCGGCCUGUGGCAUCUUCCCGCGUUCAUUUUUCUUUGCAGCCUCCAAGGUCUUCCUCAUAUUUAGAUUUCAAGCCUCAUCCAGAUUCUUCUACAAUCCUUAGUGGACAUAUGCAUACCAUUUAUGGUGGUCAUUUAGAACUAUAUUCCAAGCUAAAGGAUCACUACUCUUCCAUGGCAGUUUUUGACAAGGCAAUGGCCCGGGACAUAGAUGAAGGCAACUCAUUGUCACUUCCGGAGACAAGGUCACGCGCCAUGCUAAGAGCAUACCUAGGGCAGGACUGGACCAGUACUAUUCAGGGGCAAGAUAAUGCAGCCUUGCAAAGAGCGGAAAACGUUGUUGUCUUUCAGACACUGGAUGACUUCUCACUGGCCUUCAGUAAGUUCGUAGUGAAAAGCUCUGUUGCAGUGCUCAGUAGGGAGCUGCCCGAUGCCAGGCCAUCAGAUAUAGAUUUCCGUAGAGUGACCAAAGUGUUUAUACAAGAGAUAGCAGACAAUCAGCCCUGCACGGAGCCACCCCUGGAGAAAACUGUGCUGGGGGAUACUUUAGAAGGUAAGGAAAGCGACACAAGCAUCAGUUUAAAGCCUGAAAAAGAUAACUCGGAAACCAGGGCUUCGUGGUGCCUUGGUCACAAGACCUAUGACAUUGGCAGCAGACAUGAAUUUGAAAGGUUCAAGAAGUUCAUCACUGGAACUGUGGGAGAAAGAUAUUGGUUGCUCUGGAUAGACAUCGAAAGGCUGAAAGUUCUUAAGGAUCCCAUGAGGCAGAAAAGACAGCUUGAUAGAAUGAAAAAAAUCUACUUUGUCAGCAAUGGAGAUCAUUACCUUACCUCUGAGGUUUUGUUUAAACUAAAUCUACUGGAUGGAGAUCAGUGGCACAUAAAUAACUUAAAAUGUGUCCAAUCUGAAGUACUGAAACCCUUGCUUCUCUACUGGGGUCCUAGAUUUUGUGUCACUCAUACACAUGCCAUAGAGGCUGCCAGCGCUAAGCUGAAGAUCUGGCACUCUCGGCAGCAGAAGCCACGGCUGGAUGUGGAUCCUUUCCCACAAAUGGUCUCCCUAUUGCCCCUGCGAGCUAAAUCGUGCAUGCCAAGAAUGUCCCACCAACAGAAAAGCACAAUCAGGUCACUGUCUCCUUUGACAAAGGCAGUUAUGCCUAGUACUUUUUACCAAAAGCCCACUAGAUUAUUAUCAGCAGUCUUGCCCCGGAGUCAAAGUGCUGUCAGAGAGGAUUGUGAUGCCUGGAGCCGGUUAACAGUUGUUAGCCCAAAGAGGCCAGCCACAGCGUGCGACAACAUGACUCGUCUGACCACAGUUCCUGACAAAACUGACUAUCUGAAGCCCCAGUUGAAUAGAAAAUACACUUAUGCAGAAGUAAUCCCUGGCAAAAUGUCCCCAGAUAUUUGUGAACUGGGGAGUUCCAAAAUGGAAAGAAUGCUGCAAUGCCUUAACACAGAAAACCGGGCUGGUUAUGUCUUCACAGAAUUCUGUGAGAAAUCUGAAAAUAAGUUGUGGAAGAACAGCGCGUACUUUUGGUUUGACCUGCAGGACUAUCAUCAACUUUUUUACCAAGAAACCCUUCAUCCGUACAAAUUAUGCAAGCAAGCCCAAUUCCUUUAUGCCACUUAUAUUGCUCCUUCUGCCACUAUGGAUAUUGGACUACAUCAGCUUAAGAAACAUGAGAUUUAUCGGAAAAUUGAGCCACCAUUUGAGGAUCUUUUUGACCCAGCCGAAGAAUAUAUCCUCAGCCUUCUUUUGGUUCCUUGGAUGAAGAUGCUAGAACAAGACAGAGCUACAUAUGAAAAGGUGGAGCUGGUGGAAGAAACUCGACAGCUGGACUCAGUGUACUUUAGAAAGCUGCAGGCUUUGCAUGAGGAGAGCAUUUCCAAGAAGGAUGAGGAAUCGGCUGUUGGCAAGAAGGUCUCGAUUCCUCUUGAUUCUGCUAAAACCACAGAGCUUCCAAGUGAAGCCCCUGGCGAAGUUGUGUUCUGCCGCCUUGCUGACUUGAUACGCAACAAAAUGGAUUUGGAGCAGUUCCGACUCUUCCUCACACAGCACUCAGCAAGCACUGACCUGAUGUGCUGGAUGGACAUCGAGCAGUUCAGAAGGAUGCUCCACAGGGACAAAAAACAAAGAGAAGAAAAAUCUAAGGAGAUUAAAAAUAAAUACCUACAUAGAAAGUAUUUUUUUGGUCCUGACAGUCCAGCUACCAAAGAAGAGCAAGAGCAGAUAAUGAAAUCAGGUGGAGGCUGGGGAAGCGUGAUCCAUGAGCAAGUUUCUCCUUUGAUCCUGGUCGAGGUCCAAAAGUACGCCCGGAUAAGACUAGAGAAAAAGUGGUUGCCGCUGUUUCUGAGAAGCGAAGAAUUUGGGCCACGGACAACAAUGAAGCCGCACCUACGAGAUGCUGCAGAAGAUAUCUUAAUUCAGAGACGCAAAAAGAAAACAGAAACGUGGAAGCAUGUGGACAAUAAGUGGGUCUCUUCCUCUAAGGAAAUAAUUACUUUCCGCAAAGCCUUGCUGAAUCCAAUCACAUCCUUUCAGUUCCGACGCUUUGUGUCUCUGAAAGGAGAUUUACUGGAAAACGGAGUGAUCUUCUGGCAAGAGGUGCAGAAGUAUAAGGACAUGUGCCAUUCCCAUUGUGAUGAUGACACUCUCCAAAAUAAGAUAACAACCAUCAUCAAGUGCUUCAUUACUUCUACCAUUCCACCGGCUCUGCAGAUUGACAUUCCUGAAGAACAGGCUCAGAAGAUAGUCGAGCAGAGGAAAGAGCUGGGUCCUUAUGUGUUCAGAGAAGCACAGAUGACUAUUUUCGCUCUUCUGUUUAAAUUUUGGCCCAAAUUUUGCGAGUUCCGAAGCAAUUUGGUGGACGAAGAUGUUUUGGCUCUUCUGGAAACCCAAAGAAAAAUGGAGAAGCAGAGAAAAGCAGGUAUAGAAGAGGUGAGCAAAAGAGAGCAGAAAAAAUCUGUCGCAUCUGUGAAGUCCUUUUCUACCGCUGACGGCAAAACUAAAAGUGAUCUUUCGUCUACACCAAGCUUUACAGGAUAUGGCCGACAGCCAUUUUCCUGGUCAUAUUCAAAGUACAUGGAAGCUCUCCAGCAGGAAAGAGUACUUCUGAAGAUUCAGGAGGAUCUAGAGAAGAAAUCGUUAGCAUCAUCACUGUAUACAGGUGUGCCAUCCGUAUUCAGUCUGAAGAGUUUUCAUCCAGUGGUACCAGAAAAACGGGCUGCCUCAGCUACCUUCACCUCUGCUUUUGUGAAGCAACGCAGUUUUCACUGAGACCCCGCAAGUCUUAAUGUGAUGAAGGAAUGUGAUGAAGAAAUGAUGAAUUUGCAGCAGCUUGUGGGAGCAAUCUACAGUAGAAAUAAAUGAAUACUGGC
Molecule: messenger RNA, 4043 nt
Organism: Sphaerodactylus townsendi
Lineage: Eukaryota; Metazoa; Chordata; Lepidosauria; Squamata; Sphaerodactylidae
Gene: RGS22
Product: regulator of G protein signaling 22
Exons: 28
Coding region: 1-3942 (1313 amino acids)
Biological process (GO): regulation of signal transduction
Molecular function (GO): G-protein alpha-subunit binding
Source: RefSeq, a predicted model, not a curated record